This is a messenger RNA of Hippoglossus stenolepis (Pacific halibut), 522 nucleotides long. RefSeq lists its product as uncharacterized. The record is from RefSeq and is a predicted model, not a curated record. NCBI's taxonomy places the organism in Eukaryota, Metazoa, Chordata, Actinopteri, Pleuronectiformes, Pleuronectidae. The transcript has 3 exons. The coding region runs from base 90 to 368 and encodes 92 amino acids.
UCUUUGUUCACAUGAAAGUCGUUGUUGGGCAGUGACAAUAAAGAGUGUGUGUGAUUCCCAGCUGCAUCAGACGCUUCAGUUUAUCAGUCAUGGACAAAAAGUUACUGCUGGCCGUGUUGUGUCUGCAGGUUUUCCUGCUCAUCACCACCUUCACUUCCUCUGAUGCAGCCACUCUGGAGACAGAUGAUCUCAGACAGCUUCCUCCUCAGAGAAGACCGGUAAGAAAAGGAGAGGGAAAAAAUAUCAAGACAACAAGGAAACCUAGAGGAUGUCUGAACUUUCAUGGAGGAUGUGGCAUUUUGCCAAAGCCCUACAAUCCUUUGGAGAAGCUUGAAAAGAUCCCACGUCCUGCAGAGAAACUUCAGUGAUCAGUGUGAUGGAAACCAGAAGUACCACUUGAGCUGUCCAUCAAACAAGCUUUGCAGUAACUGCAAUGAUAUGAAAUCUAUAUUACUAAUUGUCUCACUCACAGAACAAAUACUUUUUUUUUGUAUUAAUGCAAAAUAAAAAAAAUGAAUCAGA